Molecule: messenger RNA, 1010 nt
Organism: Meloidogyne enterolobii
Lineage: Eukaryota; Metazoa; Nematoda; Chromadorea; Rhabditida; Meloidogynidae
Source: the annotation of a GenBank genome assembly
UGGGGGAAUUUUAAAGAUGAGUCGCCACAUGCGAAGAGAUUUUUCUUUUCUAGGCCAUCCGAAGUUUACAACCAAAAUUGGAAGAACAUUGGGAACGUCGUUGGGAAACACCAAAUGGAUUAUUGGCUCUAGGAAGAUCAGCACUUGCUGUAGCGCAACAAUUGGCUCAUAUUGAAUUGGAACGCCUUUCAAUGGUUGGGUUAGACGAAUUAGUUGAAAUGCUCGGAAAUGCUCAUUCUCUCGAUCAUUUGGGUCAACAACCUCCCCCAGGAUGUAUUAGACAUUAUGUCCAAUGGUUUAAUCAAUUAAGUCAAUUGAGUGCUUCAGAAAUUUUGAGUCAUCAACACAAAAGGCAUAGAGCCCGUUGUGUUGAAUUUUUAUUGGAAGUUGCUAGAGAAUGUUUGGCUAUUGGAAAUUUUAAUUCGUUAGCUGCAAUAAUUGCUGGGUUAAGUGCUCAACCAGUUGCGAGAUUGAGAAAGACUUGGGCAAAAGUGGAUAAAAGUCGUUUGGAGGUACUUCAAAGACAAUUAGAUCCAUCAGGAAAUUUUGCUGUUUACAGAGCUACUUUAAAAGCAGCAAUUUGGAUAGAAGAACGUUCUCCUCGUGCAAAUUCAGCUGUCGUUAUUCCAUUUUUUGGUAUUUUAUUGAGGGAUUUGUUUAUGCAUUAUCGUCAAUGUAGACAUCCUGGACCUGGUGGAUAUUUGAAUAGAAUGGCUUUUGACGAAUUUGGAACACUUAUGUCACAAUUGGAGAGAUGGAAACUUGCAGAAUGUCACUUUUCUCGUGUUGCUCCUCUUAUUCAAUAUUUGUUGCUUUCUCCACUUCUUUCAGAACGAAGCAUGUUUCUACUUUCAUAUAGCUAUGAAAUGCCUGAUAAUAAUGCAGAUAGAGAACAUUUAAAAAAAUUUACUAUAAAAAUUGCAAGUGAGAAGGCAAACGAGAAUAAUAAAAAUUACAAAAAACAUCAUCAAAAUAAUGUUAAAAGCCAUAACGGGAUGAUGAAUACUUAA